This is a messenger RNA of Toxorhynchites rutilus septentrionalis, 1561 nucleotides long. RefSeq names its product stress-activated protein kinase JNK-like. The record is from RefSeq and is a predicted model, not a curated record. NCBI's taxonomy places the organism in Eukaryota, Metazoa, Arthropoda, Insecta, Diptera, Culicidae. Gene Ontology annotation, molecular function: JUN kinase activity; ATP binding. The transcript has a single exon. Bases 442 to 1434 code for a protein of 330 amino acids. Gene Ontology annotation, cellular component: nucleus; cytoplasm. Gene Ontology annotation, biological process: protein phosphorylation; JNK cascade.
UGUUCAGGCGUGGUGUGAGGAAAACUUGACCGAUUUCAUUUCGAAGAAUGAAUGGCCUCCGUCGUCUCCGGAUCUGAAUCCACUGGAUUAUUUCGUGUGGGGAUACAUGAUGUCGAAGCUGAACGACUAUAAAAUAACAAAUUUGGAGCAAUUCAAGCGAGUUAUCACGAAAAUCUGGGACGAGAUGCCGAUGGAGCACGUGCGCGCCGCUUGCGACGACUUUCCGAGACGUCUGAAGCUGGUUCGAUCAGAAAAAGGUGGUGUAAUUCCGAGAUAUCGUCUGUGAAGUAUCUUUAUGAGUUACUGAAUAAAGCUAUGAAAGCCAGAUUCAGAUGUUCUUCUUAUUCUUUGAAAUAUUGAGAUUUUCCUGUGUGACCGGACUUUUUUGUCACCCUGUAAGCAUUCCCUUUCGAACAAAAGUACCUUCUACUAUGAUAAGAAAUGAUGGCCCUAAUACGUUUAAAAAUUUCCAUAGAAACGCUACAAAACCGUGGCAUUCAACGUGUUAAACAGUAUAAAAUGAAUGAUCUGCAACUAAUUAUCCCACGAUUACAGGUAAUAAAACUACUGUACGCCUACUCCCCGCAAACCACACUGGACACAUUCCGAGAUAUUUACCUUUUCACCGAACGCAUGGAUUCCAACCUGAGCAACGUUAUCGGCAACCGAUUGGACCACGAGCGGUUGUCGUUCCUGGUGUACCAGAUGCUCUGUGGAAUAAAGUAUCUCCAUUCGGCGGGCAUCAUCCAUCGGGACCUCAAACCAACAAACAUCGUUGUACGGGCAGACUGUUCGCUUAAGAUUCUGGAUUUUGGACUCGCUCGCAGUGUUGGUACCAACUUCAUGAUGACCCAGUACGUGGUAACCCGUUACUAUCGAGCGCCGGAAGUUAUCCUCAACAUGGACUACGAUACCAAGGUUGAUAUUUGGGCAAUCGGCUGCAUAAUGGCGGAAUUGAUCACCGGUCAGGUGCUGUUUCCCGGCACUGAUCAUGUGGAUCAGUGGAACAAGAUAAUCGCAACACUUGGAACACCAUCCGCGCAGCUUAUUGCUCGAACAAAUCAUUCCGCCCGGAGAUACAUAGAAACGCUUCCAGUCCAUCCAAAGCCCCCGUUCGAGCAACUGUUUCCGGAGUCAGCGUUUUUGGUUUCAGAGGGAUCCAGUUCGGCUGUGUUGAACAACUCCAGCGCUCGAAAUAUGCUGGAACGGAUGCUGGAGAUUGAUCCGUACGAGCGGAUAUCGGUUGUGGAAGCCCUUGACCACCCGUACGUGAAUAUGUGGUUCCAGGAGGAUGAAGUUAACCGGCCGGCACCGGUGCCCUACGACCAUGCUUUGGAUGAGCAGGAGCUAAGUAUUGACGAGUGGAAGGCUUUGCUGUUCCGAGAGAUUCAGGAGAUUCAAAGACAAACUUUGGGCAUGGUGACCGACAACUGAAACGCGCUUUUUUAUCGAACAAGACCUAGCUGUAAGUAGAGCGAUAUUCUAAAUGUUCAGUCUUCCAUGUUUUCAAAUACGAUCUAUAAGUACAAAUAGGCUAGGAAAUAAUAGUUAUUGCAUGAUU